UGUACAGCAAGAACAGAACUGUGGGGAAACCAGAGAAAGCUUCAUAGAAGAGGACAAACUCUUCGGGCAGUUUCAUCUUUUUGCAUAGCUUAUAGGGAGAGACUCAACUGGCUGAAUGCUUCCUCCUUUCAUUAGCAUAACCCAGCCUACUUCCACCACAUGCCCAGAACUACCUUAGCCUUUGGGACUGGAGCCAGAAAUUUAAGACUACAGUGAAUAUAAGGAGAUUUACUGGUGAGAGAGCUCUAGACCAACUUAACACUGAACCCAUUAGUUCUCCAAGACUGGAAAAAUAUUAUACUAACAGGAACCAUUUCUCAUUCUCAUUCAGCUUUGACAUUGUAAUUCACAGAAGAAUUGGAGCCUUGUAUUGAAAGGAGGCGUUCUCCAACAGUCUUUUUCUUGUUUAAAGUUCACGUCUACAAGAUAAAAUCUGAAAAAUGACAGGGGCAAAGAGGAAAAAGAAAAGUGUGCUCUGGAGCAAGAGGAAUAUACUUCGCUGUGAAGACUUUAAACAGUGGGGCAGACGGCGGCUGCCUAUUUUGGAAUGGGCACCACGUUACCACCUGAGAGAAAACUUGCUUCCAGACACCGUGUCUGGGAUGAUGUUGGCCAUUCAACAGGUGACACAAGGGCUGGCCUUUGCUAUUCUCUCAUCCGUGCACCCAGUGUUCGGUUUAUAUGGGUCUUUUUUUCCUGCCAUCAUUUAUGCCGUGUUUGGAAUGGGACGUCAUGUUGCCACAGGCACUUUUGCCUUGACAUCCUUAAUAUCAGCCAAUGCUGUGGAACGGCUUGUGCCUGCAAGUAGCCAGAACCUCACCACCCCAAGGAACACAAGUUUGCUGGGCUUAUCUGACUUUGAGAUGGAAAAGAUUGGCAUUGCGGCAUCGGUUUCCUUCUUGGGAGGUGUGAUUCAGGUGGCCAUGUGUGUGCUACAACUGGGCAGUACGACAUUCCUGCUUACGGAGCCUGUGAUCAGCGCAAUGACAACUGGGGCUGCCACACAUGUUGUGACUUCACAAGUCAAAUAUCUCUUGGGAAUGAAAAUACCCUAUAUAUCCGGACCACUUGGGUUAUUUUAUAUCUACACAUAUGUCUUUGCAAACAUCAAGGCUGUUCGACUGGAAGCACUGCUCUUAUCCUUGCUGAGCAUCGUGGUGCUUGUUAUGGUGAAAGAAUUAAAUGAACAGUUUAAAAAGAAAAUCAAAGUUGUUCUUCCUGUGGAUUUAGUUUUGGUUAUUGCUGCAUCACUUGCUUGUUAUUAUACCAAUAUGGAAAAUACAUACGGAUUAGAAGUAGUUGGUCAUAUUCCAAAAGGAAUUCCUUCACCUAAAGCUCCCCCAAUGAGUGUUCUCUCUGCAGUAAUCACAGAAGCAUUUGGAGUGGCACUUGUAGGCUAUGCGGCCUCACUGGCUCUUGCUCAAGGAUCUGCCAAAAAAUUUAAAUAUUCAGUUGAUGACAACCAGGAAUUUUUGGCUCAUGGCCUCAGCAAUGUGAUUUCUUCAUUUUUCUUCUGCAUACCAAGUGCUGCUGCCAUGGGAAGGACCACUGGCCUUUACAGCACAGGAGCGAAGACUCAGGUGGCUUGUCUAAUAUCUUGCAUUUUCGUCUUGAUAGUCAUUUAUACAAUAGGACCGUUGCUUUACUGGCUGCCAAUGUGUGUGCUUGCAAGCAUUAUUGUCGUGGGUCUGAAGGGAAUGCUCAUACAGUUUCGGGAUUUAAAAAAAUAUUGGAAUGUGGAUAAAAUCGAUUGGGGCAUAUGGAUCAGUACAUACGUAUUUACAAUAUGUUUUGCUGCCAAUGUGGGACUGCUGUUUGGUGUUGUCUGUACCAUAGUUAUUGUGAUUGGUCGCUUCUCAAGAGCAAGGACAUUGAGUAUAGAAAACAUGAAAGAAAUGGAAUUUAAAGUGAAGACAGAAAUGGAUAGCGAAACCCUGCAGCAGAUAAAAAUUAUCUCAAUAAACAGCCCCCUUGUUUUUCUGAAUGCAAAGAAGUUUCAUACUGACUUAAUAAAUAUAAUCCAAAAAGAAAAUGCCAGCAACCAGCCACUUGAUGAUACCAGCAAGUGCGAGCAAAACACAUUGCUAACUUCUCUAUCCAAUGGCAAUUGCAAUGAAGAAGCACCGCAGUCCUGCCCAAAUGAGAAAUGUUCUUUAAUCCUGGAUUGCAGCGGAUUGACCUUCUUCGACUCUUCCGGAGUCUCCAUGCUUGCUGAGGUUUACAUGAACUGUGAAAGCAGAAGUGUGGAGGUAUCAUUAGCCCAUUGCACAGCUUCCUUGAUAAAAGCAAUGAAGUACUGUGGAAACCUAGACUCAGCGAAACCAAUUUUUUUUAAGUCGGUAUCUGCUGCAAUAAGUAACAUCCAUUCAAAUAAAGUGAGACAAUUUCAGAAUUUGAGCAGUCUCGGUGACCAGAGUGAAGUCUGAGGCCUUCUGCUGCAGUGCGGUUGUUUUUAGCAACGGCCCUGAAGAGGCCAGGCUCUUGCAUUUUGCACAACCUUCUUUUGCUGUUCAGAUCCUCCAGAUGACCUCUACUACAACAACUGUAAUGUCACUUACUAGACACA
Molecule: messenger RNA, 2566 nt
Organism: Molossus molossus (Pallas's mastiff bat)
Lineage: Eukaryota; Metazoa; Chordata; Mammalia; Chiroptera; Molossidae
Gene: SLC26A7
Product: solute carrier family 26 member 7
Exons: 20
Coding region: 441-2426 (661 amino acids)
Biological process (GO): transmembrane transport
Cellular component (GO): membrane
Molecular function (GO): oxalate transmembrane transporter activity; bicarbonate transmembrane transporter activity; chloride transmembrane transporter activity
Source: RefSeq, a predicted model, not a curated record